Haliaeetus leucocephalus (bald eagle) is the source of this 3011-nucleotide messenger RNA. RefSeq names its product solute carrier family 26 (anion exchanger), member 2 (gene SLC26A2). The coding region runs from base 7 to 2154 and encodes 715 amino acids. Gene Ontology annotation, biological process: transmembrane transport. The record is from RefSeq and is a predicted model, not a curated record. Gene Ontology annotation, molecular function: secondary active sulfate transmembrane transporter activity; bicarbonate transmembrane transporter activity; oxalate transmembrane transporter activity. Gene Ontology annotation, cellular component: membrane. The transcript is spliced from 2 exons. Lineage: Eukaryota; Metazoa; Chordata; Aves; Accipitriformes; Accipitridae.
CCUGAGAUGGCAGCAAUGGCAGAAUUCAACAACGUCCACUCAGUGACUGAAAUGCCAGAAGGAGACGAUGCUAAACGCAGUUUCCAUCACAGAAUGUUCUUGGAACCCCAAGAGAAGAAGAGGAGCAUGAAGGCUCUGAUGGUUAAGCAAGCAAAGAAAACUUGCAGCUGCACUCCAGCCAAAGUUAAAGACUAUGUUUUCAGUUUCUUUCCUGUCUUGCAGUGGCUUCCUAAAUACAAACUAAGAGAGUACCUACUGGGAGACAUAAUGUCUGGUGUGAUUGUGGGGGUGUUACUAGUCCCACAGUCAAUUGCCUAUUCUCUCUUGGCUGGGCAAGAGCCUAUUUAUGGCCUUUAUACAUCCUUUUUUGCCAGCAUUAUUUAUUUCAUAUUUGGAACCUCCCGCCACAUCUCAGUUGGCAUCUUUGGUGUGCUUUGCCUGAUGGUGGGACAAGUGGUGGAUCGUGAAAUACAGAGAGCUGGCUAUGACUUAGAACCAGCUGCGCUCAGUGUCCUCACAGAUACAGCAGCGUACGUAAACACCACCAUUUUGCCUGUGAAUCAGACAUUGCAGAAGCUGCUCUGUGACAAAAGCUGCUAUGCAAUUACAGUGGGAGCCACCAUGACCUUCAUAGCUGGAGUUUAUCAGGUGGCCAUGGGUUUCUUUCAAGUGGGCUUUGUCUCAGUGUACCUCUCCGAUUCAUUGCUGAGUGGAUUUGUCACGGGUGCCUCCUUCACCAUCCUAACCUCACAAGCCAAGUAUCUCCUGGGCCUAGACAUUCCACGGAGCAGUGGCAUCGGCUCCCUCAUAGCCACGUGGAUAAACAUUUUCAGAAACAUACACAAGACCAACAUCUGUGAUCUCAUCACCAGCUUCUUGUGCUUUCUUGUACUUAUCCCAACCAAAGAGCUUAAUGAAUAUUUUAAAUCCAGGCUCAAGGCUCCAAUACCAGUUGAACUAGUUGUGAUUGUGGCAGCUACUCUGGCAUCUCACUUUGGGAACCUGAGAGACACUUAUGGCUCAAGCGUUGCUGGACACAUCCCAACUGGGUUUCUGCCACCCCGCCCUCCAGACUGGAACCUAAUUCCUAAUGUGGCCUUGGAUGCUAUCCCCAUAGCUAUUAUUGGCUUUGCCAUCACUGUCUCCCUCUCAGAAAUGUUUGCCAAGAAGCAUGGUUACUCCGUGAGGGCCAACCAGGAAAUGUAUGCCAUUGGCUUCUGCAACAUCAUUCCCUCUUUCUUCCAUUGCUUCACAACAAGCGCAGCUCUUGCCAAAACUCUUGUCAAAGAGUCCACAGGCUGUAGGACACAAAUGUCUGGCAUGGUGACUAGUUUGGUAAUCCUACUAGUCCUCCUUGUGAUUGCACCUUUAUUUUAUUCCCUUCAGAAAUGUGUCCUUGCUGUCAUAACCAUUGUAAACCUCAGAGGAGCCCUGCGCAAGUUCAAGGACCUGCCAAAAAUGUGGCAUUUGAGCAGAGUGGACACAGUGAUCUGGCUAGUUACUAUGGCAGCCUCAGCACUCAUCAGUACUGAGAUUGGUCUUUUGGUUGGUGUUUGCUUCUCUAUGCUCUGCGUCAUUUUCCGAACUCAGAGACCGGAGGCACCGCUGCUUGGCUGGGUGGCAGAGUCUGAGACAUAUGAAUCCCUGUCUGCUUACAAGAACUUGCAAACCAAGCCAGGGAUUGUCGUGUUCCGAUUCGAAGCACCCCUCUACUACAUCAACAAAGAGUGCUUUAAAUCCACCCUGUACAAGCAAACUGGAGUCAACCCAGUCUGGGUGAAGGAAGCGAAGAAAAAGGCAGCAAAAAGAAUGCUUAAAGAGAAAGAGGUGGAUUCUAGUGGCAACCAGACCAGCAUCUCCAUGGAUUUUGUUUCUGAACCUCUGGGGUUUCACACAAUAGUGAUUGACUGUUGUGCAGUACAGUUUCUGGACACAGCAGGAAUACGCACGCUCAAAGAGGUCUGCAAGGACUACAGGGAGAUAGAUAUCCAGGUGCUACUGGCCCAGUGCAAUCCUUCGGUGAGGAGUUCCCUGAUCCGAGGAGAAUUUUUUAAGGAGGGGGAGGACCACCUUCUCUUCCACAGUGUGCACCAGGCUGUGGACUUUGCAUUGGAUGCACAGGGGCACAGUGGGACCAGCACUUCUAAGAACUAGCAGUGGAAAGGCUGCAAAUUGGAACAAAGCCUGGGAAAAAAUGGCUGUGGGUCUGUAUGUCUAUGCAAUAUAUAUGCACUCAGACAAAAAGAGCCAGGGUUGUUAACACACUGGUUACUGUGCAGUCUGUUUUGAUGCUUUAAAUUUGCCUGCCUGGGUAUAGUGAUUCAAUAGGUGGUACUGAAUGAAGGAAAUUUUUUAACUUGAUUAUGGCCAAUCUGUGAAUCUAAGAGUUUUCAUAUGAUUGUUCAUCUCAUUUCUCUUCUCUCUUGAACUUUCUAUGUCUCAGUUCCCCUCUGAGUUUUGAUUGUCAGCAUUGAAGUCUUUAUUGCAACCCUAUCUUUAUGGAUCAGACAGAAUUUUGAAGUAGUCUAGGCAGCCUGUCCAGUCAAAUAAUGAGAGGCAACUCAUUUCUUGUCCCUUGUUCUGGCAUUGCUUUUCCAUAUCACCACAGCCUUGUAUUUUCUACAAAUGACUGAUGGGAACUGUUUGCUCUGGUCUUUACUGUGGAGUGAUUGGUCGGUGAUUUUGUAACGUCCCUGAAUUUGAGACAGAUAGAUAAAUAAAAUCUAAACAUGCAUGAAAAGGUCUUAAUGAAUAGCUUCUAACCAUCUAUCACCUCCAGAGGCUUUGUCAUUGUCUGCUGAGAUCCUAAUGCAGCCAGGCAAUGGGGACAUGGUUAUCUCAUUUCUGCACAGGCCUUUACAUGCCAGGAAAGUUUGCCUCUUCAGCUUGAAUUUUUCUGGAAUUAUUUUUAUUCAGAGGUGGCUGUUUAGAAGUCUGAUUCAUGCUUAUGGUCAGUUAUUUGUUUUCCUAAUGUUUAGGAGCUCUUUAGAAUUGUGGACAGUAGAUAGGGA